Messenger RNA from Lodderomyces elongisporus, 1080 nucleotides. It is a transcript of the gene YIM1, whose product is annotated as Yim1p. Gene Ontology annotation, cellular component: mitochondrion. The coding region runs from base 1 to 1080 and encodes 359 amino acids. The record is from RefSeq and is a predicted model, not a curated record. The transcript has a single exon. Gene Ontology annotation, molecular function: oxidoreductase activity. NCBI's taxonomy places the organism in Eukaryota, Fungi, Ascomycota, Pichiomycetes, Serinales, Debaryomycetaceae.
AUGUCAUUUACUUCUGAAUCACUUAAAUAUAAAGGUUAUGCUUAUAAGAAUAGCUACACACCAUUGAAAAUAGUUGACGAGACUAUUCAUCUCUCCAAAACACCCCAAGGUGAGUUUAUUGCUCCACCUGGACAAAUCCUUCUCAAAAUCAAUUAUGCCUCUUUAAACCCAGUAGACUACAAACUAUACCAUCUCAAACCAUUUUUCUUAGGCUGGUUCAAUGACAAACAAGGUUUUGGUAGAGAUUUUAGUGGAGAAGUCAUCUCCAUUGGUGAAAACACUAGCACCAAGGUCAAAGUUGGUGAUUUUGUCCAAGGUAUAUACACACCGAUUUUGGGAAAAGGAACAACUGCACAAUACUUGUUAUUGGACCCAAAACACUCACCAAUCACAACCAAGCCCACAAACAUCGAUUUGGCACAAGCAGCAGCAUGGCCCUUGGUAUUGGGCACUGCAUACCAAUUGAGUGAAGGUUUAAAUUACAAAGACUCCAAAGUGUUGGUAUUGGGAGCAGGCACCUCUGUUGGCAGGAAUGUGGUGCAAUUAGCCAGUCUCGGCGGUGCAAGAGAAGUGGUUACCACAAACUCGGAGAGAAACAGCAAACUAAUUGAAGAAUUGGGGGCUACAAGCCAAAUCGAUUACCGCAAGCACCCAAAUUUCCUUAUCCCCGUGUUGGACAGCGUGAAGCAAACUGGUAAAUUCGAUUACAUCAUUGAUACUUAUGGCGGAACACAAUUAUUCCCCGAGAUUAACAACAUAAUCAACAAAAACGGUUACUACAGAACAAUUGUAGGAGAUGUUGGCGGUCAUAAUUUUGCCACCGUUAUUGGUGCAAUCAAAACCAAGUUUAGACAGAUUAGCUCUAGUUUAGGACUCCUUGAUUAUCAUUAUGAGUUGAAAUUGUUGCAAGAAAUGACUGGAUGGAUUGAGCCGGCAAGGGAUUUGGUCCAAGACGGGAAAGUGAAAAUCUUUAUUGACAACAUCUACCCAUUCGACGAAUUAAAACAAGCAGUCGAAAGAUUGGAGAGCGGAAAGGCUGAAGGUAAGGUGUUGGUUGAAGUUGCCAAACCAGCAAACUAG